AGAGAGUUAUUUAGCAAUACUCAAAGCCAUGAAAAGCCUCAAGAGUAUUAUUUUCUUUUCAGUCUUCUUCUGUUUCUUGCUUGUCUCGUUCUUUGUGGUUACCAACGCAGAUCGAGCCCAAGGCAACAAUAAUGGGGUUUAUAUCGUCUACAUGGGAGCAGUGGCUUCGCCAAGUGCUUCGUUAAGGAACCAACAUGCUCAGUUACUGGCCUCUGUAUCAAAACGGAAACAAAAUGCUCUGCUACACAGUUAUGGAAAUGGCUUCUCUGGGUUUGCAGCUCGUUUGUCAGCAGAAGAGGCCCAUGCACUCUCUAAAAAACCAGGAGUCGUGUCUGUGUUUCCUGAUCCGGUAUUCCAACUCCACACAACCCGUUCAUGGGACUUCUUGAAGUACCAAGAUGAUCUCUUAAUCGACUUCAACCCCACUGACUCCGACUCAUCUUCUCUGGGAUCCGAUACUAUUAUCGGCAUCGUUGACACAGGAAUCUGGCCAGAGUCAGAGAGUUUCAACGACAAAGAUAUGGAUCCGAUUCCAACACGCUGGAAUGGAACCUGUGCCGUCGGCAACGAUGACAAAUCCUUCAAGUGCAAUAAAAAGAUAAUUGGAGCAAGAGCUUACGAAAUAGAAGACGGUCCAGUAACGCCAUUCCGUACAAAAGGACCAAGGGACUUUUAUGGGCACGGCACCCAUGUGGCUGCAACUGCGGCUGGACGAGUUGUGAAUGGUGCUUCUUACUAUGGCCUUGCUGCAGGUUCUGCCAAAGGUGGCUCGCCUGCAUCAAGGAUUGCUGUAUAUAGGGCAUGUUCACCUGAAUAUGGAUGCACUGGAUCUAAUAUACUUGCUGCAUUUGAUGAUUCUAUUGCGGACGGUGUGGAUGUUCUGUCCUUAUCACUUGGUGCCGGUUGGUGGGUUCAUCUUGAUUUUGCCGAUGAUCCUAUUGCAUUAGGAGCAUUCCAUGCAGUGCAGCACGGAAUUACAGUGGUCUGCUCCGCUGGGAAUGAUGGGCCAAGAAGUGCAUCAGUUGUCAAUGUUGCGCCCUGGAUUUUGACUGUUGCUGCUUCAACAAUUGACAGAGUUUUUGAGUCUGAUAUUGUGUUGGGUGGAAACAAAGUUAUUAAGGGAGAAGGCAUAAAUUUUUCUGAUCUGCAAAAGUCUCCCGUAUACCCACUGAUUUAUGCCAAGUCAGCUAAGAAAAAUGAUGCAGAUGAAACUGAAGCAAGAAAUUGUGACGCGACAAGAUUGAAUGAGACUUUGGUCAAAGGGAAGAUUGUUCUAUGUGACAAUGAUAAUGGUAUAGUUCCAAUAGAAGAAAAAAUGAACCAGGUGCAGAAUCUUGGAGGUGUUGGUGCAAUUGUGGUUGAUGACGAAUCAAAAGCAGUGGCCUACACUUUUGGCGCACGUCCCACUGCUGUCAUCGGUUCAAAGGACAGACAACAGAUCCUUUCCUACGUUAACUCUACCAGAAAUCCAGUAGCAACAAUUCUACCCACUGUAUCAGUUAUACAGUAUAAGCCGGCGCCUGCCAUAGCAUACUUCUCAGCUAGAGGUCCUUCAUACACUACCAGGAACAUUAUAAAGCCUGAUAUUGCAGCACCAGGAGUUAACAUACUUGCAGCUUGGAUUGGCAAUGAUACAAGCAUCGCUCCAGAAGGGAAAGAACCCCCUGAUUUCAAUGUGAUCUCAGGAACCUCAAUGUCAUGCCCGCAUGUCUCUGGAAUUGCUGCUACUGUUAAAUCUCAGAAUCCAACAUGGAGCCCCUCUGCAAUUAGAUCAGCUAUCAUGACUACAGCUACUCAAACGAACAAUUUGAAGGCACCAAUAACUACAACUUCAGGAUCGAUAGCAACACCUUAUGAUUUUGGUGCAGGAGAAAUCAGUGCAACCGCACCACUACAACCAGGGCUGGUUUAUGAGACCACUGAGCUUGACUACUUGAAUUUUCUGUGUUACUAUGGUUAUAAUGUAUCAAUAAUCAAAAGCAUGGCAACAUCUGUUCCAGAUGAUUUUACCUGUCCCAAAGAGUCAAGUGUUGAUCUUAUAUCAACUAUUAACUAUCCAUCAAUAGCAAUCUCAAGUUUCAAAGGAAAAGAGGGAAGAAAUGUAAGUAGGACUGUCACAAACGUUGCAGGAGAUAAUGAAACAAUCUAUGCAGUAACUGUUGAGGCACCUCAAGGACUAAAUGUGAAAGUGUUCCCAGACAAACUGCAAUUUACAAAGAGUGGGCAAAAGUUGAGUUACCAGGUGACUUUCUCUUCUGCCCUAUCAUCACUUAAGGAAGAUGUCUUUGGAUCAAUUACAUGGUCUAAUGGAAACUACAAAGUUCGGAGCCCAUUUGCUGUUAGCAGUCAGAACAGCAAGACCAUUGUCACUCGUUAAACAAAACAAUCCAUUUAAUAAGUUUCAAUGUAAGAUCUAAAUUAGCAAAUACAAGUGUGAAUAAAUUUUCAAAAUAAUUCCAGAAACCCAAUAUUUCACUUGUACCUGUCCAUACACACCACAUUAACAACAUCUGCAUACUAAGCAUCAAGAGGUAGAAGAAAUGUUACAUAAACAUGUGAAAAUUAUGUUAAUGUAAUAGCUAAACAUAACGUUUGACAGGUAAAGGAGAUAGAAACAGGUUGGGACUUGGGAGAAUAUAUAUACCGUAUUAACACAAA
This is a messenger RNA of Mangifera indica (mango), 2658 nucleotides long. RefSeq names its product CO(2)-response secreted protease-like. Lineage: Eukaryota; Viridiplantae; Streptophyta; Magnoliopsida; Sapindales; Anacardiaceae. The coding region runs from base 29 to 2377 and encodes 782 amino acids. The transcript is spliced from 9 exons. Gene Ontology annotation, biological process: proteolysis. The record is from RefSeq and is a predicted model, not a curated record. Gene Ontology annotation, molecular function: serine-type endopeptidase activity.